Messenger RNA from Leishmania mexicana MHOM/GT/2001/U1103, 372 nucleotides. RefSeq lists its product as hypothetical. The coding region runs from base 1 to 372 and encodes 123 amino acids. NCBI's taxonomy places the organism in Eukaryota, Euglenozoa, Kinetoplastea, Trypanosomatida, Trypanosomatidae. The transcript has a single exon. The record is from RefSeq and is a predicted model, not a curated record.
AUGGAACGUGAGCGGAAGCUGGCGGAGCGAGAGGUGCGCGAGGUCGUGGCGGACGCGGAGUCGCCGCUUGCACAGCGACACGUGCGGGAAUCCUUGAAGAAGAACAAAUUCGCUGUUGUCCUCUACGCCGUGGCCCUCUUCACACCCGCCUUCUUGCUCAUGUUCUUCUACACCGCCAAGGCACGCGAGAUCCGCGCCAACUUCAGAGACCCCUACGCCCUCCCCGAGGGGUUUGACCCAAAGACGGGUGAGUUCUCGAGGAAGGGGGCACAACCGAAGAGCGUGCAGGCGUUGCCCGUAUCCAGCUCACUCUUUGUGGGCGAUGAGCCGGGCAGCUACGGAGGGCGUGCGCGUAAGCGCAGCAUCACCUGA